Molecule: messenger RNA, 9686 nt
Organism: Hemibagrus wyckioides
Lineage: Eukaryota; Metazoa; Chordata; Actinopteri; Siluriformes; Bagridae
Gene: kat6a
Product: K(lysine) acetyltransferase 6A
Exons: 17
Coding region: 795-7355 (2186 amino acids)
Biological process (GO): nucleosome assembly; regulation of DNA-templated transcription
Cellular component (GO): MOZ/MORF histone acetyltransferase complex; nucleosome
Molecular function (GO): DNA binding; histone acetyltransferase activity
Source: RefSeq, a predicted model, not a curated record
CGCGAGCGAGCGCAGCGGCUCCUGUUUCACUCAAAGAUGGCGGCAGCUCUCGAGCCACCGCUCUCUCCGCCUGCGCUUACAGGCUCGUCGUUGUCGUCGCGCGCGUCUCCCGUGCUUCUCAUCACGUCCUUCUCGGCGGCUCGAUCCCAGAUUCCGGGUUCAAGAGCAGCCAAAAUGCGCUUGCCGUGAAGGCACUCUGCCGUCGCUGCCCCCGGGACCGAGAGCUUCGUUCUGGACGUUUUAAAUCCUACAGAAAAAGCAAGAACUUCUGGAUGAAACUCUCUCAUAUUUUUCCUUUGGAUUGAUUCUUUUUUUGUGUUUUUCUUUCUUUCUUUCUUUUUUUUUUUUUUAAAGAAAAAAUUCAAACAAACUAUCUUUUUUUUUUGGUAAUUUUUACACUACAUUGGACCUCAAGGCGUUUAUGGGGUACACUACAAACCUGAUUGAUCCGGAUUGAUAAACCGACUGAGUUUAAGUGGAGUUUUUACUGGUUUUCUAAAUUCCCUGGGAAUCUUUACGUGGAAAGAGAGGCUUUCUGGGAUUUUUUGGGAUCUAUUUCUUCGGGGUGGGGGGGGUCUCAGGGGGAGUUUAUGCUAUGGUGAUCAGCCUCCUUUCUGAUUCUUUUCGCUGCGGCUUUGAGGGAUUCACUACACGGGACAAAGGAUAGUAAGCGAGGAAAAAGAGGAGGAGGAGGAGGAAGAAGAGGCGGCUCCAGGGCUGCUGAGCCCUCUGAGUGUGUGUGUGUGUGUGUUCUAGUGUGUGUGUUCUAGUGUGUGCCAGGCCCAAACGCAGCCAUGGUGAAGCUGGCAAACCCUCUGUAUACGGCCUGGAUCCUGGAGGCCAUCAAGAAGGUGAAGAAGCAGAAGCAGCGUCCAUCUGAGGAACGUAUCUGCAACGCAGUGUCCACGUCGCAUGGCCUCGACCGCCAGACCGUCCUCGAGCAGCUUGAGCUCAGCGUUCAGGAUGGCACUGUCCUCAAGGUCUCCAACAAGGGCCUCAACUCCUACAAGGACCCCGACAACCCCGGGCGCCUGGUCCCGCCCAAGCCAAAGAGCGGAGUCGGUACGGGCGGAGGAGGAGGAGGAGGAGGAGGAGGAAGUGCGGCUUCCAAGAAGGCGCCGCUAGACUGGAACAAGCUAAUCCGACGCGCCUUGGAGGGGCUGCACGAGUCCGGAGGGUCGUCUCUCAGGAGCAUCGAACGAUUCCUGAAGUGCCAGGCGGACGUAGCCAGCCAGCUAACGGGCACGGCGGCGCCCCGGAUCUUUCACCAGCAGCUCAGGCUCGCCCUGAAGCGGGCCGUCGGGCACGGGCGUGUCCUUAAACACGGCCCGCUGUUCCGGCUCGCAAAAAGCAAUGAUGGAAGCGACGGCGGUGACGGACGCGUAGCACUGGAGUCGCUGCCUCCUGUACGCCUGCUGCCUCAUGAGAAAGAUCGGCCCGUGGCCGAGCCCAUCCCCAUCUGCAGCUUCUGUUUGGGGACCAAGGAGCAGAAUCGGGUCAAAGAGCCGGAGGAGCUCAUCUCCUGCGCCGACUGUGGAAACAGCGGUCAUCCGUCCUGUCUGAAGUUCUCCCCGGAGUUGACCGCCCGAGUUAAAGCUCUGUGGUGGCAGUGUAUCGAAUGUAAAACCUGCAGCAGCUGUCAGGACCAGGGCAAAAAUGCGGAAAAUCUGUUGCUGUGUGACUCCUGUGAUCGAGGUUUCCACAUGGAGUGUUGUGACCCCCCACUGACACGAAUGCCAAAAGGUAUGUGGAUCUGUCAGAUAUGCAGGCCGAGGAAAAAGGGACGAAACGUCUUACACGAAAAAGCAGCACAAAUCAAGCGGCGGUAUAACGCCCCCCUGAGUCGACAGAAGGGCAGGCCGGGACGACCCUUUAAGAAGCUUCGAGGGAGUGGGCGUGGCCGACGGCGGCGAGGAGCCGGAGCUAGUCAUUCGCGAGGCUCCGCCUCCCCUCACUCGUCCUCGAGUUCGUCGUGUGACGGUUACCUUGGUGAUGGUUAUCCGGGUGAUGAUCAGCUGCUGUUCUCGCGGCGGGAGGAAGACGACGAGUCUCAGGGCGCGCCACGCUUCAACAGGAAGACCAAAGGGUUGAUCGACGCCCUGAGCAAGUUCUUCACUCCGUCGCCGGACGGCCGCAAAUCUCGCGCCGAGUCGCUCGACUACGCACAGCAACACCGCAUCCGUAAGAAAAGCGGCCGGAAAUCAGACACACACCAGCGCACAGGGGACAAUCAAGAUUGUGAUGACUGGAAGGAGGAUGAGGAGAAGCUACCAGGACACGAGAACCUGACAGAGAAGGAUGUGGAACUUUUCAGACACAUCCAGGAGCUGGCACUACAGAAAGUCGGGGUGACGGGGCCUCCGGACCCACAGAUGCGCUGUCCUUCAGUCAUCGAGUUCGGGAAGUACGAGAUCCAGACGUGGUACUCAUCACCGUAUCCUCAGGAGUACAGCAGACUUCCUAAGCUGUACCUGUGCGAGUUUUGCCUGCGCUACAUGAAGAGCCGCAGCAUCCUGUACCAGCACAUGCGCAAGUGCACGUGGUUUCACCCGCCUGCCAACGAGAUCUACAGGAAGGACGAAGUCUCCGUGUUCGAGGUCGAUGGGAAUGUCAGCACAAUAUAUUGUCAGAACCUCUGUCUACUAGCCAAGCUCUUUCUGGACCACAAGACUCUGUAUUAUGAUGUAGAACCGUUCCUUUUUUACGUACUCACGCAGAACGACUCCAAAGGGUGUCAUCUGGUCGGAUACUUCUCCAAGGAGAAACAUUGCCAACAAAAGUACAACGUGUCCUGCAUCAUGAUUCUUCCACAGUACCAGCGCAAGGGCUAUGGACGCUUCCUCAUCGACUUCAGCUACCUGUUGUCGAAGCGGGAAGGCCAACCCGGUUCUCCAGAGAAGCCUCUAUCUGAUCUGGGCCGCCUCUCCUACAUGGCUUACUGGCGGAGCGUUGUGCUUGAGUGUCUGCAUGAGGUGCGAGACAGAAAGCUCACCAUUCGCCGCCUCAGCAAGAUCACCGGCAUCUGCCCUCAGGACAUCACAGCCACGCUGCAGAAUCUAAACAUGCUGGAGCAAAGAGUGGACCGUCUGGUUCUGGUUCGUAGAGAAAAGCUGGUAUCGGCUCACAUGGCCCGUCUCCAUGCCCGACCUCGGCUUCUGGAAGUUGACCCAGACUGCCUACGAUGGACACCAGUCAUCGUCGCCAACCCAGUCGUGUCUGACGAAGAGGGGGAUGAAGAUGACGAUGAGGAUGAAGAAGAAGAUGGGGAGAAAGAAAAUAACAAAGAUUUGAAAUCAAAUCGCAAAAGUUCCCCGCUGCCAUGGAAUAGAAUAGACAAGGAGGACAAUGAAGAAAAAAAGUGCUUCCCAACAUUCCCCAAGAAUCAAAGCUCCCCACCCACGUCCCCUAUACGCAACAAUCUCCCGAGCCCUGAAUCCACACCUCUUCAAGCCAAUGGGGAGCGCCGGGGUCGUGGACGGCCUCCUAAAAACUGGCCGUGGGGCAAAGUCAAGGAUCAACCUCGUCCCGGUCCAGGACGACCCCGGAAAACCAGGCCCAAAGAGGACGACGAUGAUGAAUAUCAAUCCCCAAACAAAAUGACACCAGUAUCCAUGUCUCCAUCUCCUCUCUUUACCUCUGAGAAGGAGCCAAACUGCACUGAGCGGCUGAUCGGGGCUUCAAGGCAUUCUGCACUUCCCACACCACGGAACAGAGGGCGCCCUGCCCGGAAAAGAGGAGGCCCCAAGCGAAGGCUAAGUGAGGAGUCAGGAGAUGAUGUGCCGUCAUUAACCACAGCACCCAGGCUGAGUGAGUCUCCGGUCCCUCGUUCCUGCUCAAGUGAAACCAGUGAGGACGAUGAUGACUACAAUGAAGAGAUGGGUGCCCGCUCCCCUCCUGUUCUUACCAAGCCAACGUUAGGGCUCAAAAGCAAGAAGCCCCCACGAAAAAGGCGCAUACGUCAGCGCAGCCACCCGCACAGCAGUGUAGUGACAGAAACCAUUUCAGAGACGACCGAAGUUCUCAAUGAGCCUUUUGUAGACUCAGACUCUGAGAGACCCAUGCCCCGGUUAGAGGAGGAGACCCCGUUUGUCCAUGGCCUCCGCUGUUACCCACCUGCUCGCAAACACUUGGACUCAGCCCUUAAAAUGAUUCGUUCAACCAAUCUUUCCGAGUCUGAAGAGGAUGAUAACACUCCUGUGCUGAAACCAGUCGGUAGCCUGAGAAGGCCAGAAGAGAAGGAGAUGACGGAAAGAAUGGAGCCCUCUACUGUGACACCGCAGGUCCCCUUAAAGAAAAAGAAAGGCUGGCCUAAGGGAAAGAGCCGUAAGCCACAGCAUUGGAAAAAGAGCCCUGGUAGAAAACCGGGAAGUGGUCCCACCAACCCGGUUGCUGACACCACUUUGACAGGCCAGUCCUCAGAGGACCCUCCCAGACAAAUCAUCCAGAGCAAACCUGGCAGGAAGCGUCGGAAUUAUUACCCACAACAAACCCAGGAUGAUGGUGCCCAAGAAGAGCGGGACAGAAGCCAGUUGUCUCCGUUACAGUUAGAAAAGUCAGAAGAGCGAACCUUCAAGAGGAGACCUCUGUCAUCUGAUCUUGACUGCGAAAAGCGUAAAGAUUCUGAUGAGGAAGGCAUUUUUCCUCAACAAACAAGAGAACAGCCAAAGCCCAAAAAAAGAGGUCGGCCACCUAAAAAACCAAAUCUUGAGCCCCCUGUUUCUAAACCCGCACCCAUCUCUGAGCCAGAGGAAGAUGAAGAGGAGGAGGAUCAAACAUGGUCUGAAGAGAAGCCAAGCCGUUCGCCAUCUUGCACCUUGUCCCAAGCCUCCAGCUCCCGAGUCCCACAGAGCAGAGAUGGUGAAAUGGUGGACCAAGAGGAGGAUGAGGAAAGAGAGGAUGAGGAUCAUAACUUGGGCAACAGGAGAACAGGGUCUGUCUCAGGCUUAGGAAGCAGGCGAAGCGAUGAUCAUGAUGCAGAUGACGAAGGAGAUGGUCGACUAGAGGAGAAAAGUGAUGCUGACAAGAGGAGAAAAAACCAGGACUCUGAGGAUGAUGAUGAUGAUGUAGAAGAUGAGGAGGAGGAACAGUCAUCUCCUCCUCGAUCACCCCCCGUUAAAGAAGAACCACAGAGUGGGGAAGGUUUUUUAGACAUGCAGGAGAGUGGGUCUCGGGAGUACAUCCACAAGCAGGAAGAGGUAGAAGAUGAGGAUGAGGAGGACGAGGUCCAGGAGGUAAAGACCCGCUCUGUUGACUCCCAGGAUGAAAGGCGGCGACGGGAACAGGAGGAAUCUGCAGCUGCAGCUGCUGCUGUGGAGACUGUGACUUCCAUUGCAAUUCCUUCUGAACCCUCACACAUGGAGACAUUGGAUAGCAAAUCUGACCUGCUGAUGGAGACAGAACACACUCACGUAAACUCUGAGUUCAAGGACGAGUUGAGCCACCAUCCGCAUGACCACCACCACAGCAGUGAAUUGGACCUAGAGACAGUCCAAGCUGUCCAGUCCCUCACACAAGGAGAGGCCCAGGAUGAGGAAGCUGAAACACACGGUGCUUACCAGGACUGUGAGGAGACCCUAGCUGCCUGUCGAACCCUGCAGAACUAUAGCCAUGGGGAAGGAGAGGAGGAAUCUCUCACCAUGGUAGAAGACUGUGGUGCCUCCCAACAUAGCAGUCCCAUGGCCAACCCUCCUAUGCCCCCUUUAGCUAGUCAAUCUGUACGGUCAGUUAACAGCCCUGGAAUGACUCCAGGACCUCUUGAAACUGGACCAGGAGUGUCUGGUCCAGCAGGUGGAAAUGGGGGAGGCUACACCCAAAUAACUCCAGAGCAUCCUAGUUCACUUUCUGCACCAUCAUUGCAGAACAUGGAGACAUCACCCAUGAUGGAUGUGCCAUCAGUUUCUGACCAUUCUCAACAGGUGGUGGACAGUGGUUUUAGUGACUUGGGCAGCAUUGAGAGUACCACAGAGAACUAUGACAACCCCAGUAGUUAUGACUCCACUAUGGGUGGAGGAGGUGGCAGUGGUGGAAAUAGUGGCAGUGGAAGCAGCAUAUCUGUUACGGUAGCAACUGUCUCAUCUGCAUCAUCAUCGUCCACUCCAUCCUCCUCUUCCUCACAAGGCAAUAGCUGUUCCUUUGUGUCCACUCCUGGCAUGUCGUCUUCCAGUGCUUCUGUGAGCUCUCAACUUGCUAUGGGCAGCUGCAGCUUGAUUCAGCAGGCUGGUCCUGGUCCAAAUGGUGGCCCUGGUUCUAAUAGUGGUAGUAGUGUCCCUCAGCCUCCACCGCCACCUCCUCCACCCUCAGCUAACACCCCAAGCUGUGGCAUCAAGUCCCCCCAAAGUUGUGUAAUAGAAAGACCUCCAAGUGCGAGCCAACCGCAGCAGCAGCAAAAGAAGGUUCCUCAGCAACAACAGCCAAACCCUCAGCCUGCACCUUCAGCACCCCCACCUCCUCCUCCUCAGCAGCAGGCACUUUCCCAGUGCAGUAUGGGAAACAGCUUUGCUUCCACACCCAUGAUCAUGGAGAUUCCUGAGAGUGCAGGAAGCGGUGGAAGUGGCCGAAGCAUUUAUGACAGAAUGGGCCAGGACUUUGGUGCAGGCGGCUAUGCUCAACCCUCAGCCACCUUCAGCUUGGCCAAACUCCAGCAGCUUACCAAUACAAUCAUGGACCCUCAUGCCAUGUCCUAUUCACAUUCAGCUGCUGUCACCUCUUAUGCCACAAGCGCCACUUUGCCCAACCCUAGCUUGGCGCAGCUCGCCUCCUCCCCACAUCCUCCUCUGCCUCAGGCUCAGGCCACCAUGACUCCACCUCCCAAUCUCAGCUCUAGCUCAAUGAAUCUUGGCACUCCCCUAAUCCAGUGCAACAUGCCAGGAGCCAACAUUGGCCUACCUCCUCCACCCCAUACCCAGCGCCUUCAGGGUCAAAUGGCCACUGUGAAAGGCCACAUCUCUAUUCGCUCCAAGGCAUCGCAAAUCCCGGCGGGUUCCCCACACCAGCAGCAGAUCUAUGGCCGAAGCUCAAUGCAAGGGUCCCCUCGAACCCUGGCAGUGCAGCGGGGCAUGAUGACCAAUCUCAUGCCCACUCCGGCAGCUUACAACUCCAUGAACAUGAACCCUCUGAACGCAGCCAUGUCAGCAGGCUACCGCAUGCCUCAGCCCAUGAUGAACAGCGGGUACCACAGUAACUACAUGAACCAGCCUGCCCAGUACCCCAUGCAAAUGCAAAUGGGCAUGAUGGGAGGUCAGGCCUACCCGCAGCAGCCUAUGCAGCCCAAUCACCAUGGCAACAUGAUGUAUGCUGGUCCCUCACACCACAGCUACGCUGGUGUCCCCAAACAGUCGCCUUACAUGAGCAGAUGAGCAAGGGAGAAGUUAUGCAGAGACAAACAAGAGGGUGAAGACAAAGACAUUUAACCCCAUCCAGAAACAGACUCUCGCAAUACACUCAGUGUUGUUACUGGAGUGCACCUUCUUUCCCCCCGAGACCUGGAAAACGGUGUUAGUGUGGUGGAACAGGAAGGUGCCGCAACUGGAGAGGUUUUACUUUUCAUGCCUUUACUCGUACAUUAUGGUGGAAAAGUUUUCGCUUGGUUUUGCCCUACCGAAGCUGUGCAGCGGUAAUCAAGCUGACCAGGGUAACGAUGUGAGGUGUGAACAAACCUGACCACAUCAUGCAAAACAAGGGCACUCCUUUCCUUCCCCUGGUGUUCGUUGCUUAACCCAGGGUUGAAGAAGAAACAAAGCAGCUGCAGGAUAAAAAGAACAGAGAAGCAAACUCGCAUCUGAAUUUCUUAACGGACAAAACCUGGAUCAUGCACAGUCUUUGGAAUUGACAUAGGAAGCCUUACCUAAAAAAAAAAAAAAAGUUGUAGAUGAACUUGGCUCUUAUUAUUAUUAUUAUUAUUAUUAUUAUUACCACCACAUUUUUUUUUUAUUUUUUUUUUUUUUUUUUUUUUUAUAAAUGUUCUCUUUAUUUGGAUGAUCGUUAAAAUGCUUGUGUUUCAGUCUAGCCUCAUGCUUAGUUCAAAUAUAUAAAUAUAUAUGUGUGUGUGGCUGGCUAUACAGGGGGGAAAGUGAUCCACACAUUUUUUUGCUCUUAUAAACAUUCACAUGCACACAUUCGAGACACAAAUACACACUCGCGCGCGCACACACGUUUCGAUAGCCACUUCAGAGUCAAGGUGGAGGCACUUCUGUGCGUGUUGACGUAGAGCUACUAAGGAGACACCACGAGACGUAUCUAGUAAUCCGUGUCUUCCCAGUUCUCAGUAUAGGACCACAUGUAUUAAGAUUCAGAGGGAUGGAGGAACUUUAUGUAGAUGUCCGUAAGUAGCAACAAGAAAGUACCAGUAGCCUGAAUGGGACUAGCGCUCCUGUGAAGAUGUAAAUAUUCUGGUACUUCCUGAUUCACAGCACAGGCUCCUAAACUGCAAAGUGAGUGGGCAACCGCCUCGGUCUCACACAUACACUCCGCUCAGUCCACUAGAGGGCGCUCUAAUCAAGGGAGAUUUUUCCUCAUUUUUUUUUUCCUUUUUUUAAACUUCAUACUGCACAGUAUAACAGGAGUGGCAGUAAUACCGAUGGCGCUCUGCGUAUACGCAUUGACUCCUACUGACACAUGGCCAAUCACAGACCUUCAGAGCUUCAGCUGGCAAUCCAGUGCUGUUAGCCUUUAGCAAUGAAGGAGAGGCAGACAUUAAUUCGCAGUGGCGAAACAAACCAAGACACUCGCUAAGAUCUUGGUUCAAGUGCAUGUCGUACAGGGACGAAUACCAGUAUAGGACUAGGGGCAGAGAAAAACUCCUUUGUAUUCCUUUGUAUGUCCAGUAUUCAAUGUCAAUAUGAGGAUUCUUAAAGAUCUGAUGUUUUCAUAUAUUAUUUGUGUGUAAUUUUUUGUUGUUUGUUAUUGGUUGUUUUUGUUUUUUGUUUUUUUGUUUUAAUUUUUUUCUGAAUUUUAUCAGACUGGGCAGCUUUCUUUUAUGACACAAGCUGACUCUUUUUGACUUUAGUAAACUUAUUGUAGAGAAAAUGUUUUUUCUAUAAUAUAAAAACAAAAAAAAUUGACAUGGAUAUUGGUACUGUCAUUUUUCACUUCUGUUUCAGGAAAACAAAAAUCCUAAACAUAUUUUUUAGCUCAACUUGGGGUUAAUAUUAUUAAGAAAUUCAAAACUUAAAAAAUUGCAGCUCACUUCUAGUGAAUAAGAUGCCUUUAACCUUUCCAUUCCAUCUCAUCUCUAGAGUUUUCUAUCUUUGUGUAGUAUAUUAAUGCUAUUUUAAAAAUGAAAAGGAGACGACGAAUAUCUAAAGGUCAUUUAGCUGUUCUUUUUUUCCUUUUUUUUUCCUCCCCCUCUCCCUCCCACUCGGUUCUUUCCAUGUGUGUAUAGGACGACUUCCAUUUAAGAGGCAUGUAAAAAUGAGCUCCGUAUGUUUGUCUGUUUAUAUUGCUUCUCUUUUUUGUAUCCUUUGUAAUUGUACAUGGUGAGUUGUAAGCUAAGAGAGAGCGCGGUAGACGGAGUGAGAGAGCGCGAGCAACAGCGGGUUCCGCCUCCUUCUCUCUCUCUCCUCUCUAUUUCCUCCCUGUAUGUAUUUCCAUUUAUUUGUUUCUUAUUUUUUUUUUCCUUUUCUUAGCAAGUACUUUCAAAGAACUCUGUACAUUUUAACAUGAAACAAAAAUAAAUUAUGUUGAGCCGU